CCACAUAAUAAGUGCUAAAGCUGAACAAUAGAAGAAAGCCAAACAAACAGAAAGAAAAGUAACCCUUCCACUUUAACUGCAGGAUGUAUAAUAUGUGACCAGCCACUUCCUCCUUUAUGUUUCCAACAACGAUCACAAGCUUGUGGGUGUGUGGAAGCAGCAGCCUGGGAAUCAGCCGAGCCUGAUCCAGACACAGACUACAGGCCGUCCUUGGGCACAGGCCCGGAUUUACAAUAUGGCUGAGUCUGGUCCAGCUGCGGAGUUCCGACCUGUGGAACUGGGAGGGAAGAAUCUCCCUAUUUCAGAUGACCCAAAGGACACUGCAAGCAAGAAGGAACAAGAGCCGUCAUCUUCUCAAAAUGCUGUGCCACCCUACCUUAUGAGAAAGUUUUUUGUGGCUAGGCCGGGAGCAUUUGAGCAGGCCAAUGAAGACUUGAGAAACCAAAUUUUGACAAAGGAAAAUGAAACUGUAAACAGUGCCUGGCUUUUGGCAGAAGUUGAUCAUUGGAACAACGAGAAGGAACGGCUUGUUCUUAUCACUGAUAAAAGCCUUUUCAUUUGUAAAUAUGACUUUAUCAUGCUGUGCUGCCAGCAGAUUCAAAAGGUUCCUCUCAACUUCAUUGACAAACUAUGUCUUGGACCUUUCACAUUCCCUGAGAGAUCUCUUGACAAGAGAGAAGGAGAGGGUCUUCGAGUUCAUUGGGAUAAAUUGCGUGAACCCACUUUUGCCAAUCGUUGGAAUCCAUUUUCAGAAGUUUUACCUUACACUACAUUUAUUGAUCACCCACUAAAAAGCUCCUCUGAAAAGUUCUCAGUAAUCUGCCAGGUGUUCUGUUGGCCAUCCCAUACAAUCCCUUGGCCUAUUGCCGAACUGAUCAAAGGCAACCUCAAACACCCUCCUGCUAGCCAUCACUACGCCUGCCCACUUGAUGCCAGCCCUGUUGAUUGCCGCCAGCCCCCCCCAUACACAAUUUUGCUCCCUCCAGUUGCACCUAAGGCACCUGCCUACCUCUAUUUUUGGUCGUGCUGCUUAUUCAUGGAUAAAACUGGAAGCUGGGCCAGAAGCUGGGCAGUAUUUCUGGUUUUGCCGACAGCCUGAUACAUGCUGUAGAAGAAGCUCAUAAGGAGAAUCCUGUACCAGGCAGAGCCAAUGGAGCCCUGGUCCUCAAGCAGCCAAUUGCGAUAGAAACUUAUGUUGGAUUAAUGUCCUUUAUUGGAAAUCGCAACAAACUUGGCUAUUCGCUUGCCAGAGGAAGUGUUGGUUUUUGAAAUGGAUUCAUUUGUUGAACUUGGUGAAUGUUUGCAGCAGCUGCAAUUAUACUAUAUUAUGUUAUCAUUGUUUUGGUUUCAGUGGCUUGGUAGGUGUAGGCAUAUUACUUUAUCAUUAACAUAGUAAAAUAAUAAAUAUGCGGUUACAUAUUACAAUUCAAGAUCCAAAUGUUAAUUCUAUCUAGCCAUUUAAGUACGUUUUUACAAAUAGCCCUGUGAGAUGCGAGGCAUACACCUUGUACAAAUAUUCCAUAUACAAAAUCACUUAGCUGAUACACUGAUAUUGACCUUUCAUAAAUUAAGAUUUAUAUAAAACGUGCCAUCAAUUUUUGUACUUACUAUUAAAAACAUUUAUUUAACAAUAA
This is a messenger RNA of Xenopus tropicalis (tropical clawed frog), 1634 nucleotides long. It is a transcript of the gene tprg1, whose product is annotated as tumor protein p63 regulated 1. The record is from RefSeq and is a predicted model, not a curated record. The transcript is spliced from 7 exons. The coding region runs from base 236 to 1099 and encodes 287 amino acids. Lineage: Eukaryota; Metazoa; Chordata; Amphibia; Anura; Pipidae.